This is a messenger RNA of Aspergillus ibericus CBS 121593, 1488 nucleotides long. RefSeq names its product alpha/beta-hydrolase. Lineage: Eukaryota; Fungi; Ascomycota; Eurotiomycetes; Eurotiales; Aspergillaceae. The transcript has 4 exons. The record is from RefSeq and is a predicted model, not a curated record. The coding region runs from base 44 to 1330 and encodes 428 amino acids.
CGUGCAGAUUGAAAUAUUGCUUUUGCAUAGAAAGGUCGUCGCCAUGUCCCUUUCCCAGUUCCGAAUCAUCGAACACACUGUUCCCUGCGAAUCGAUCCGAGAAUAUCACCAUGCCGUCAAGACGGAUAGUCCGCCGCUGCAGUUGGCGAUCAAGCAAUACAUUCCUCUGAGUAAUCCUAAUCCCGGGCCUGAUGAUAUUACGAUCAUUGCUGGACAUGCGAAUGGGAUUCCCAAGGAGUGCUACGAACCGAUCUGGGACGAGCUGGUAGCAUUAACAAACGUCAAGAUCAAAUCCAUCUGGUUCGCAGACUGCGCGCACCAAGGGGCCAGUGGCGUCCUGAAUGAGCAGAUCCUCGGCGAUGACCCAAACUGGUUCGACCAUUCCCGAGAUCUUCUACACAUGGUCAACCAUUUCAGAGACGAGAUCAAGACUCCGAUCGUAGGCAUCGCACAUAGUUUUAGCUGCGCUGCGUUCGUGCAUCUCUCCAUCAUGCACCCCCGUCUCUUCCACUCCCUCAUCUUCCUCGAACCCAUGAUCCAACUCGAAAGUCCCAGUAAACCCGGCGGCCGAAGUCCCGCCCUCUGGGCCAGUUCUCGUCCUGAUUUCUGGCCCUCCAUGGAAGCCGCAACAACAUACAUCCAACGCAACCCCUUCUGGCGCACUUGGGAUCCCAGAGCCAGAAAUAAAUACAUACAGCACGGUCUCCGUCCUACCCCGACGGCACUUUAUCCCAACACGGAUUCCGCCGGAGUCACACUCACGACCACCAAAGCACAAGAAGCAUGGACGUAUCUCCGCUUUAAUGCCAGCCCGCGAGGUAGCGCUACUGACCCAACAGAGCGUCUUCUUGGUCCAGAUCUCGCCACAACAACCAACGCAACGGAGCUGCAUAAUAACAACCCGGAAUACGUUUCCGUCUGUCCAUGGUGCUGUCUCGCAUUCGAAUUCCUCCCGUAUGUGCGACCGUCAGUGUUAUUCAUCUUCGGGGAAAAGAGCCAUAUUAAUAUCCCCGAUCGGAGACGGGAUAAGUUAGAGAGAACGGGGACCGGGCUAGGAGGGAGUGGAGGGGCGGGGGCGGGACGGGUGAAGGAGGCGGUGAUCUCCGGUGCGUCGCAUUUGGCGCCGUUGGAGAAGGUGGAUGAUACUGCGAGGGUUCUGGCGCGGUGGGUGGAGGAGCAGGUUGGGGGGUAUAAAAUGGAGAAGGAGUUCUUUGAGAGGGAGUAUCAGAGUGGAAAGUCGGAGCGGGAUGGGAUGGAGUUGUCCGGGCUGUGGAUGGAGUAUGUAAAGAGGCCGGUGGAUACGAAGAGGCCGGGGAAGGCUCGGUUGUGAGAUUGUGGGUGAAUGUUUUCAAUCUGUGUUCGUUGAUUUAGGAGCAGCUAGAAUACCUGGGUCUAUACCCUGGUGGUUAUGUCAGGAUAUAGCAGUAGGUGCUCAGUGAAAUGUUCGAACUCGACAUAGUCGACUGCAUAUACUGCCAAACAUUGAAC